Lottia gigantea (owl limpet) is the source of this 2277-nucleotide messenger RNA. RefSeq lists its product as hypothetical. Gene Ontology annotation, molecular function: uroporphyrinogen decarboxylase activity. Gene Ontology annotation, biological process: heme biosynthetic process. Gene Ontology annotation, cellular component: cytosol. The record is from RefSeq and is a predicted model, not a curated record. The transcript has 11 exons. NCBI's taxonomy places the organism in Eukaryota, Metazoa, Mollusca, Gastropoda, Lottiidae. Bases 11 to 1111 code for a protein of 366 amino acids.
AACCGGUGACAUGAAAGCUAGCGUCCAGGUGUUUGCUCCAUUGCAAAAUGACUUGAUAUUACGUGCUGCUCGUGGGGAAAAGACAGAAAGAGUUCCAGUAUGGAUUAUGAGACAAGCUGGUCGUUAUCUACCAGAAUACAAAAAAGCAAAAGGAGAUAAACCAUUCUUUGCAACAUGUCGAGAUCCUGAAUUAGUCAGUGAAUUAACUCUGCAGCCAAUAAGAAGAUAUCCCUUAGAUGCUGCUAUAAUAUUUUCAGAUAUUCUAGUCAUUCCUAUUGCACUUGGAUUAACUGUUGCAAAUGAUCCAGGACAAGGCCCAGUUUUUGCAGAUCCAGUUUUGGAACCAAGUGAUGUAGAUAGAUUAAACCCUGAUCCUGAUAUGACCAAAGAACUUGGUUACGUUUAUGAGGCCAUCACAUUAACCAGAAAAAAAUUAGAAGGAAAAGUCCCAUUGUUUGGUUUUGUAGGAGCUCCUUGGACAUUAAUGAAAUUCAUGGUUGAAAAUGUUAGUGCUGGUCCAAAUCCUAAUAGAGCUAGAAGAUUUCUGGUAGAAUUCCCUGAAGCUGGUAAAAAGUUAUUAAAGAUAUUAACAGAUGCUGUUAUAAAUCAUUUAGUAUUACAAAUUAAAGCUGGUGCUCAGAUAGUCCAAGUAUUUGAUUCUUACGGUGGAGAAUUAGGACCAAAAUUAUUCAAUGAGAUGGAGUUACCUUGUUUAAAAAGAAUAGCCUUAGAAGUUCGUAAGAAACUGAAAGAAUCCAAUAUGGAGCCGGUACCAAUGGUAGUUUUUGCUAAAGAUGCCCAUUUUGCCAUAGAAGAUUUAGCAUCUAGUGGUUAUGAAGUUGUUGGUUUAGAUUGGACAAUAAGACCUACUCAUGCCAGACGACUUGCUGAAACAAAGGUUACUUUACAGGGUAAUAUGGAUCCUGUUAUGAUGUUUGCAUCAAAGGAUGAAAUAAGAAAAGGUGUUAAAGAAAUGGUACAGAAGUUUGGUACCCAACGUUAUAUUGGUAAUCUAGGACAUGGCGUUCUCAAAGAUACAGAUCCUGAUCAUUUAGGAGUAUAUAUUGAUGCUAUUCAUGAAUAUUCUGAAGAAAUGAAUGCAUCAGCAUAGAAUUAAGCUAUAUCUCAAGAUGACAUGGUAUAUAGGUUGUUCUAGUCAAAAGUAUCAUUAAGUGCUAUAGUCUUCUAAAUAAUUCUACUUUAUUAACUGAUAUUAACCAAGUUUCAGCCAUCUGUAUCACUUUUCAGAAAUUGUAUUUGGUUUCUUGUUAUCCAGCAAUUCAGUCUCUUGUUAUCCAGCAAUUCAGUUUCUUGUUAUCCAGAAAGUCAGUUUCUUGUUAUUCAGCAAUUCAGUCUUUUGUUAUCCAGCUAUUCAGUCUCUUGUUAUCCAGCAAUUCAGUUUCUUGUUAUGCAGCAAUUCAGUCUCUUGUUAUCCAGCUAUUCAGUCUCUUGUUAUCCAGCAAUUCAGUCUCUUGUUAUCCAGCUAUUCAGUCUCUUGUUAUCCAGCAAGUCAGUUUCUUGUUAUCCAGCUAUUCAGUCUCUUGUUAUCCAGCAAUUCAGUCUCUUGUUAUCCAGCUAUUCAGUCUCUUGUUAUCCAGCUAUUCAGUUUCUUGUUAUCCAGCAAGUCAGUUUCUUGUUAUCAAGCAAUUCAAAAACAAAAAAAUUCCCUUUUAGUCAUCACAUGUUACUGUUACUCAUAAUUCUAAAAAGUGGUAUGGAUAGCUGAAAUUAUAAUAAAUCAAAUAUUUAGACAGCUUAUCUCUUUAAACUAAUAAUUGUAUGACAUCAAAUGAAACGUAUCUAUGAUAAAAUCUAUUUACUAUUUCAAGUAUAUACAUUCUAAUACAAAAACAGACCAAAUUUUCAGGUUACUUCUCUAUGAUUACUUUAAAAUUGAAAGAUUUUUUUUUAUUAUGGUGAUAGGGGCUUGACAAAAAUUUUCAUUAGACUAAGCUCUCCCACUGUACUCAAUGAGUUAAGUGACCAUACCCAAGCUCUAAAGAAUGGCUCCAUAGUGCUGUAUUUAAAUUUAAAGGAUUAUUUUAAAUGGUGGUAAAAUUCCUAUUUUAUAUUUUUCUUGUAUGAUUUUUUUAAAAAGCUUUUUACUUUAUAUUCUAAUGCCAAUAAUCUCAUACAAAAGUAAAAAUAUAUAUUCAGAAUUAUAGGUCUGUGUGGUUGUGUUAGGUGAUUGUUUUGUCGUUGAAGAUUUGAAUUGACAUAUCCUUUUUAUGCAUUAUAUUAGAAAAAAAAAUCAAAAAUAAAACUGUAUUUUCUAUC